This is a messenger RNA of Saprolegnia parasitica CBS 223.65, 440 nucleotides long. RefSeq lists its product as hypothetical. The transcript has a single exon. Bases 24 to 440 code for a protein of 138 amino acids. Gene Ontology annotation, biological process: protein ubiquitination. The record is from RefSeq and is a predicted model, not a curated record. Gene Ontology annotation, molecular function: ubiquitin-protein transferase activity. Lineage: Eukaryota; Oomycota; Saprolegniomycetes; Saprolegniales; Saprolegniaceae.
GUUUCAUCGCUUGAGAUCGAGCGAUGGCGAGCCUCGCGUCCUUUCGAUGCCCGAUCGGCCACGAGAUGAUGGUCGACCCCGUCGUCGCGAGCGAUGGCCACACGUACGAGCGCGCGCAGAUCGCUCGGUGGCUUCAGACGCACGACUCGAGUCCGAUCACCAACGGCAAACUGGCGACGAAGGCGCUCCUGCCCAACCACACGCUCAAACAAGCGAUCGCCGAGUUCCAGUCGUACGUCGCCUCGAGCCGCCGCCGCGAGCGCGAAGACGACGGACCAGCCGACCGCCCUGCGCAGGUUCCGCGCACGCAGCACACGGCGACGCGUCGAUUCGACGACGAGGCCACGACCGACGACAUGCAUUUCGACCCGAGCGGCGGCUACUACUCCUGGAACGGUGGGCUCGACCGGUACUACGGGUCGGAUUCCGAGAGCGAUUGA